Molecule: messenger RNA, 1122 nt
Organism: Didymodactylos carnosus
Lineage: Eukaryota; Metazoa; Rotifera; Eurotatoria; Philodinida; Philodinidae
Source: the annotation of a GenBank genome assembly
AUGCUUAUAGAUUCGAAACAAGCAGCCAGUAACUAUGCGGCAGGACUUCGAAUAGCCAGUCUUUUUUCUGAAUAUGUUUUAUUAUAUCCACUUGAUGUACUAAGACGUCAGACUCAGAUUAACAAUGAAGCAAUGAAAUAUCAUCUUACACCUGUUACUGUUUUUCCAGUAUUAUUCAAAAUCUCAGCUCAAGGUCCAGCUAGUCAAUGGAAAGGGAUCUUAAGUUCACUUGCCUAUCACGGUCUAGUCAUUGCAACAGAUAAUUUUAUACAAGAAAUUCUACCUGCUAAAAAAACUAAAGAUAGUCGUACAAGUAAAAUUCGCCGGAUUAUACGCGACGUACUUGUUCGAACAGUUGCUUAUGCUAUUGUAUCGCCUAUUUACUAUGUAAUGAUUAUCGAAAGUGUACAGAGUAUAAGUGCAUCAGAUGGAAAUAUGCUUGAUGGUUUACGUGAUACAUUAAUUCGUUUUAUUCCGAUGACUAAUCCAUCACGAGCUAAAAUGUUACCAAUAUGGAAAAUAUUACUUCCAUCAAUUGGUCUAAUGACUGGACGUUAUUUAUGUCAAAAAAUUUUAUAUAAAAUUAUUUUACCAACAUUAAAUGCUAUUCAAGAAACAGAUAGAUAUAGAAAAAUAAAACAACGACGAAUGGCACAUUUAUCGAUUGAUGAAGAUUAUGAAUUGGAAGAAAAUGUUCUUCUGUUUGAAACGACAUAUGCAUCGAUCAUUGCUCGUGUUGCAUCAGCAUUUUUAUCACAAGCUAUAUUUUAUCCAAUUGAAACUGUUGUUCAUCGUCUUCAUGUGCAAGGUGUUCGUGCAAUUAUCGAUAAUACAGAUACGGGCGUCGGUGUAUUGCCAAUUAAUUCAAGUUAUUCUGGUUUCAUGAAUUGUUUAAGAUCAAUCGAAGAAACAGAAGGCAGUUCAGGACUUUACAAAGGUUUUGGUUGUAUUUUAUUGAAAUUUUCGUUUUUAUACGGUGGCAUGUUAUUGGCACAUGGCGUAGCUAAAAAAUUUAUUCAACCGACAUCAUCCCCUAUUCAAUCACCAAUGACCCAAUCACCUCCAAAUUGGAAACAAACACCAUUAACCACAGCAGAUUCAGAGGCAACAAGAAGAUGGUAG